Molecule: messenger RNA, 3473 nt
Organism: Tympanuchus pallidicinctus (lesser prairie-chicken)
Lineage: Eukaryota; Metazoa; Chordata; Aves; Galliformes; Phasianidae
Gene: HHIP
Product: hedgehog interacting protein
Exons: 13
Coding region: 121-2214 (697 amino acids)
Source: RefSeq, a predicted model, not a curated record
CUCCCCGUUCCGCAGCCUGUGCGGGAGGGAGGGAGGGAGGUGUUUUCCCGAAGUGCAAAGAAAAGUCCGUGGGAUUCCCCUCCUCCCCCCCUUCGGGCGCGUUCGCACGCUCCCUCAGGCAUGAUGCUCAAGAUGCUGCCGUUCAAGCUGCUGCUGGUGGCCGUGGCUCUCUGCUUCUUCGAGGGGGACGCCAAGUUCGGAGAGAGCGGCGCCCGGAGGAGAAGGUGCCUCAACGGGACUCCGCCGCGGCGGCUGAAGAAGCGCGACAGGCGGCUGCUGUCCCCGGAGGCGCCGGGCGGCGCGGAGGCGAUCUGCCGCGGCCUCUACCCGCGCCUCUCCUGCUGCUCCCGCGCCGACGCGCAGGGGCUGCUGCACGCCGGGGCCAAGAUACUUUCCGUCACGAACAACACAGAAUGUGCGAAGCUACUGGAGGAAAUCAGAUGUGCACACUGCUCACCUCAUGCCCAGAAUCUUUUCCACUCACGUGAGAAAGGGGAAACUUCUGAAAGAGAACUAACUCUUCCCUACUUGUGCAAAGACUAUUGUAAAGAAUUCUAUUAUACUUGCAGAGGUAACUUACCAGGUUUUCUCCAAACUACAGCUGAUGAGUUUUGCUUUUACUAUGCAAGAAAAGAUGGUGGUGUAUGCUUUCCAGAUUUUCCAAGAAAACAAGUGCGAGGGCCAGCUUCUAACUCCCUGGACCACAUGGAGGAAUAUGACAAAGAGGAAGAGAUCAGCAGAAAACACAAGCACAACUGCUUCUGUAUUCAGGAAGUCAUGAGUGGACUGAGGCAGCCUGUUGGAGCAGUGCAUUGUGGGGAUGGAUCUCAUCGCCUCUUCAUUCUUGAGAAAGAAGGAUAUGUGAAGAUUUUCAGUCCUGAAGGAGAUCUGAUCAAGGAACCUUUUUUGGAUAUACACAAGCUUGUUCAAAGUGGAAUAAAGGGAGGAGAUGAAAGAGGACUGUUAAGCCUUGCAUUCCAUCCCAAUUACAAGAAAAAUGGAAAGCUGUAUGUGUCUUAUACCACCAACCAAGAACGGUGGGCUAUUGGACCUCAUGAUCACAUCCUUAGGGUGGUAGAAUACACAGUAUCCAGGAAAAAUCCACAACAAGUUGAUAUAAGAACAGCAAGAGUGUUUUUAGAAGUAGCAGAACUACAUAGAAAACAUCUAGGAGGGCAGCUUCUGUUUGGCCCCGACGGCUUCUUAUACGUUUUCCUUGGAGAUGGCAUGAUUACUCUCGACGAUAUGGAAGAAAUGGAUGGUUUAAGUGAUUUUACAGGUUCUGUGUUACGCCUCGAUGUAAAUACUGACCUGUGCAGUGUCCCUUAUUCCAUACCACGGAGCAACCCACAUUUUAAUAGCACAAACCAACCUCCUGAAAUUUUUGCACAUGGACUCCACAAUCCAGGCCGAUGUGCUGUGGAUCACCACCCUGCAGAUGUAAACAUCAAUUUAACUAUACUUUGCUCAGAUUCAAACGGAAAGAACAGAUCUUCUGCAAGAAUCUUACAGAUAAUAAAGGGUAAAGACUAUGAAAGUGAGCCUUCACUUUUAGAAUUCAAACCAUUCAGCAGUGGAGCCCUGGUCGGUGGAUUUGUCUAUCGAGGUUGCCAGUCCGAAAGGCUCUAUGGAAGUUACGUAUUUGGAGACCGCAAUGGAAAUUUUUUAACGCUGCAACAGAAUCCUGCAACUAAACAGUGGCAAGAGAAACCCCUCUGUCUUGGCAACAGCGGAUCAUGUAGAGGUUUCUUUUCAGGCCCUGUCUUGGGAUUUGGUGAAGAUGAACUAGGCGAGAUUUACAUAUUAUCAAACAGUAAAAGUAUGACACAGACUCACAAUGGAAAACUCUACAAGAUCAUCGACCCAAAAAGGCCUUUAGUUCCUGAAGAAUGCAAAAGAACAGCUCAGUCGGCACAGAUACUGACAUCUGAAUGCUCAAGGCACUGUCGGAACGGGCACUGCACUCCUACAGGAAAAUGCUGCUGUAACCAAGGCUGGGAAGGAGAGUUCUGCAGAACUGCGAAGUGCGACCCAGCGUGCCGACAUGGAGGUGUCUGUGUAAGGCCUAAUAAAUGCUUAUGUAAAAAAGGCUAUCUGGGCCCCCAGUGUGAACAAGUGGAUAGGAACAUCCGAAGAGUUACAAGGGCAGGUAUUCUCGAUCAGAUCCUAGACAUGACAUCCUACUUGCUGGAUCUAACCAGCUAUAUUGUAUAGUUUUGGGGACUGUUUGGAAACUACACUUUCAACGGGCAUUUGUUUUGAAUCCUAUCAUUUUUUAAAGACUGUUAUCCUGCAACAAAUACCAGUGAUUUGAUUUACUUUAUUAAUUUAAAUAUAAUAUUCAGAAAUGUGCAGAUAACUUCAUUGUUUAUGUGUUAAUAUCUGUGUACAUCUUCUAGAUGUACAGGUACCCAACACAUAUAUGGGCAAGCAGUAUCGCAAAUACGGUUUUACAGCUAGUGGAAUUUUUCAAUAUGUAUUUCUUCAUGAGAAAUAGUUUACAAAGCAAUUCCACUACAAAACAUUUUCAUUUAAGGACUUUCCCAAUGUCAUAAUGGAUUCACUGACAUCCCAGAAACCUUGCGUCUGCAACUGGCUAAUCAUUGCAGUAAGAGAGCAGUUUUGAACCAUCACCAUAUAAACUGCUGGACUUAAUGAAAUCCAGUUGUAACAGUUUUUAAGGUGAAAUGAACUACGUUAUGAGACUAUUUCAUAACUGCUUUAUGCAUUCCUAUCUAGGCAAUUCAUUGUAAGACUGUAAUCUUCACCUUCAUCAAUGUAACUCUAUUACAGACCGUUACGUAUUUCCUUAUCUAGCAUAGAUGCAAAAAUCUGGUUAUCGCAGCUUGAUAUCAAGAUUGUUUCAAGUGUUUAAUAAUUAAAUUAUACUCACAUAUUUCAAAACCAGUCAUCCUAGAAGGUCUGCUUUCUAUCAUGUAUUUUAUUUAACAAUGGGCACUGGGUUCAUCUUACAUAUUUAUAUUAUUUUAUUUUAUUUUUAUAAUAUAGACAUCACUUAGAUGAGACAGCUUUACUAUGUCCUGUGUAAUACUAAUGUUACAUUUUUCACCAAUUUAAUUGGAGAGAUGGGGAAAGAACAAACACUUUAAUGUAUUGUGGCUCUGUAUCCUUGUGUCAACUUGUAUUCAUUUACAAUGGAUGAAAAAAAAAAACAAAAAACCCACCAACCAAACAUUAAAAUUCCAGCAUGUAUUAAAAGCGCUCAUAAAAUGAUUAUCACUAUAACAGGACAGGCUAGAUUAUACACAACUAGACUGCCACAGAUUUCACACUGAAUGGAACUUCACUGGAUGAAAGCUCACAUUAGCAGUUGUUGGCUGUGUAAGAUGUCACUUGUAUAAAACGUAUAACAAUUAUUGCCAAAUAUGGUUUUAAAUGUAAAUGUUUCUUGAAGAGCUAACGUAAAAUUGAUUUUUUGUAAAUGUAUCAAUAAAUAUGGUGUACAUGCUAUA